Sorex araneus (European shrew) is the source of this 8246-nucleotide messenger RNA. RefSeq names its product zinc finger protein 148 (gene ZNF148). Lineage: Eukaryota; Metazoa; Chordata; Mammalia; Eulipotyphla; Soricidae. The coding region runs from base 901 to 3285 and encodes 794 amino acids. The record is from RefSeq and is a predicted model, not a curated record. Gene Ontology annotation, cellular component: nucleus. Gene Ontology annotation, biological process: regulation of transcription by RNA polymerase II. The transcript has 10 exons. Gene Ontology annotation, molecular function: RNA polymerase II cis-regulatory region sequence-specific DNA binding; DNA-binding transcription factor activity, RNA polymerase II-specific.
GUCACUCCGGGCCAGUACCCGAGGCGCACGGUCACCACGGUCCGGGCCAGCACCCUGGGUGCACGGUCACCACGGGCCGGGUCAGCACCGGGCAGCGCUGUCUUCACGGGCCCGGCCAGCACCGGACAGCGCGGUCACCACGGGCCGGGCCAGCACCGGGCAGCGCUGGCCACCACGGGCCGGGCCAGGCAGUGCGGUCACUGGGCGCCGGCCGCCCCGGGGGAACGCUGUUCUGCAGGCCAGGACGUGGCGUGGGGCCCGAGGGGGACCCGGCCGGGGUUCCGGGACGGACACAGCGCCUUGCAAAAGUGUGCCGCGCAGAAAGGGCAUGUCCACGUCUCGGUUUGGGGGCUCAGGCCGAGAAGAAGGACAGUUACCUUGGGGUCUAGAGGAACCCGAAAACAAACGCCUGGAUGAUUUGGAGCCAGGUUGGAAAUGAGCCGAGGCUUAUGGAUUUGUUGAGCUCCUGCUUGACUCGACUUUCCAAGAGGGAACGCAGAGGUGGAAGAAGAGAAAUAAGUUAUUUCGAAAUUCAGCCACAUGAUCUGUCGGGAUGGACAUUUGUCUGACAUAUUAUAUGGAGUUUUAUGCCGAUGUUCUUCGUAUUUAUCACACUUCAGAUUCAUUGAACUUGUAAGAUUUGUAGAUUUGAUUUAUUUUACAAAAUAAAAUUUGGGGAGUUUUGAUUUUAUUAAACUUUUUUCCCUGCACCUUCCCUGCACUCUCUGGGACCCCAAGAAUGUUGGAAUUGGAUGGCGUAAGUGAUUAAGAUGGUAGUGAGGGUCUGAAGCCUGUGACAGGCAGAAACUCAGCCAUGGUUACUUUUCCAACUCCAGAGCUUUCCCCUGCCCUGCUUUGAAGUCUUCGUUUGACCUUAGUUUGAGGCAGUUGCACUUAAGCAUGAACAUUGACGACAAACUGGAAGGAUUGUUUCUUAAAUGUGGCGGCAUAGACGAGAUGCAGUCUUCCAGGGCAAUGGUCGUGAUGGGCGGCGUGUCGGGCCAGCCGGCCGUGGCUGGAGAGCUGCAGGAGUCGGUCCUUCAGGACCGGAGCAUGCCUCACCAGGAGAUCCUCGCAGCGGACGAAGUGCUGCAGGAAAGUGAAAUGCGACAGCAGGAUAUGAUACCACAUGACGAGCUCAUGGUGCACGAGGAGACGGUGAAAAACGAUGAGGAGCAGAUGGAAACCCACGAAAGGCUUCCACAGGGGCUCCAGUACGCACUUAAUGUCCCCAUAAGUGUAAAGCAGGAAAUUACUUUUACUGAUGUAUCUGAGCAACUGAUGAGAGACAAAAAACAAAUCAGAGAGCCAGUAGACUUACAGAAAAAGAAGAAACGGAAACAACGUUCUCCUGCAAAAAUCCUUACAAUAAAUGAGGAUGGAUCACUUGGUUUGAAAACCCCUAAAUCUCACGUUUGUGAGCACUGCAAUGCUGCCUUUAGAACGAACUAUCACUUACAGAGACACGUCUUCAUCCACACAGGUGAAAAACCAUUUCAAUGUAGUCAAUGUGACAUGCGUUUCAUACAGAAGUACCUCCUCCAGAGACACGAGAAGAUCCACACCGGUGAAAAACCAUUUCGCUGUGAUGAAUGUGGUAUGAGGUUCAUACAAAAAUAUCAUAUGGAAAGGCAUAAGAGAACUCACAGUGGCGAAAAACCUUACCAGUGCGAAUACUGUUUACAGUAUUUUUCCAGAACAGAUCGUGUAUUGAAGCAUAAGCGUAUGUGCCAUGAAAACCAUGACAAAAAACUAAAUAGAUGUGCCAUCAAAGGUGGCCUUCUGACAUCUGAAGAAGAUUCUGGCUUUUCAACAUCACCAAAAGAUAACUCACUGCCAAAAAAGAAAAGGCAGAAAACAGAGAAAAAAGCAUCUGGGUUGGACAAAGAGAGUGCUUUGGACAAAUCUGACUUAAAGAAGGACAAAAACGAUUACUUGCCCCUCUAUUCUUCAAGUACUAAAGUAAAAGAUGAGUACAUGGUAGCAGAGUAUGCUGUGGAGAUGCCACAUUCUUCUGUUGGGGGGUCGCAUUUAGAAGAUGCAUCAGGAGAAAUACACCCACCUAAGUUGGUUCUCAAGAAAAUAAAUAGUAAGAGAAGUCUGAAACAGCCACUGGAGCAAAAUCAAACCAUUUCUCCUUUACCCACAUAUGAAGAGAGCAAAGUUUCCAAGUACGCGUUUGAGCUCGUGGACAAGCAGGCGCUGUUGGACUCGGAAGGCAAUGCCGACAUCGACCCUGUGGACAACUUACAGGAGGGGCCCAGCAAGCCUGUGCACAGUAGCACCAACUACGACGACGCCAUGCAGUUUCUGAAGAAGAAGCGAUACCUUCAAGCAGCAAGUAAUAACAGUCGGGAGUAUGCACUCAAUGUUGGUACCAUAGCUUCUCAGCCUUCCGUCACCCAAGCAGCUGUAGCGAGUGUCAUUGACGAAAGCACCACAGCCUCCAUUCUAGAUUCCCAGGCGUUGAACGUGGAGAUUAAGAGUAAUCAUGACAAAAAUGUUAUUCCGGAUGAAGUACUGCAGACUCUGUUGGAUCAUUACUCUCAUAAAGCUAAUGGACAGCACGAGAUAUCGUUCAGUGUUGCGGACACUGAGGUUACUUCUAGCAUAUCAAUAAAUUCUUCUGAAGUACCUGAGGUUACCCAGUCGGAAAAUGUCGGAUCAAGUUCUCAAGCAUCCUCCUCAGAUAAAGCCAACAUGUUGCAGGAGUACUCAAAGUUUCUGCAGCAGGCUUUGGACAGAACUAGCCAAAAUGAUGCCUAUUUGAAUAGCCCGAGCCUUAACUUUGUGACUGAUAACCAGACCCUCCCAGCUCAGCCAGCGUUCUCGUCCAUCGACAAGCAAGUGUAUGCAGCCAUGCCCAUCAACAGCUUCCGAUCAGGAAUGAAUUCUCCACUAAGAACAACUCCAGACAAGUCCCACUUUGGACUGAUAGUUGGUGAUUCCCAGCACUCAUUUCCCUUUUCAGGUGAGGAGACCAACCAUGCUUCAGCCACAUCCACACAGGACUUUCUGGAUCAAGUGACUUCUCAGAAGAAAGCGGAGGCCCAGCCUGUCCACCAAGCUUACCAAAUGAGCUCCUUCGAACAGCCCUUUCGUGCUCCCUACCACGGAUCAAGAGCGGGAAUAGCUGCCCAGUUUAGCACUGCCAAUGGACAGGUGAACCUUCGGGGACCAGGCACAAGUGCUGAAUUUCCAGAAUUCCCCUUGGUGAAUGUAAAUGAGAAUAGAGCUGGGCUGACGUCCUCACCUGAUGCCACGACUGGCCAGACGUUUGGCUAAAAACAAAAGUGUAAAUAAUCUUGGCACUUUAGAACAGAUUAAUCAAGAGCGGGGUUACUCUGUGUAAAAUGGAGUGCUGUACAGAUUAAAGAGCGAUGUGUUAUAACAAGUUAAGCUGACAUGAAUAGCAAGAUAAUCCAGUAACUGCAUUUUGUUGGUUAGUCAGCAUCCUUUGAACUGCCUUACAUGUCGUCAACUCCAUAGAAGCAAUGCAUAACUUGUUUUAGAUCAGAAACUUGCUAUUCCACCUACACCAAGUUAAAAGGAGAAAAAAAAGAGACUCGCACAAUUGUUUCCUAACUGAUAACAUUGUACAUUCUUAGGAGUUAGUAAUUGUGUGAAAUUUACUCAUACUGUUUCUAAGUUUUUCAGCAUAGUCAUUGCACUUCAGCAGGGAAUCUGAGUCUACUUUACACACAGAGUGAACUUAAAAGUUUAAAUGUCAAGAGAUUAUGGCUUAAAUAAUUUAGUAUGUCUAAGAGGGGAAAAGAAACCAAGAAACCACCUUUUUAAAAAAAUGAUAUGCCAUAUACCCUUGAUUUUAAUUUUGCGUUAUAUUGACAUGUUUUUUUUUUUUGAGAAAAAAGUAAUAAAAAUCUCUUAGUCCAAGACUCCACUAUUUAAAAGCCUAAUUACUUUUAAAAUAUGCAUACUUUCAAAACUUCUACCAAAAUAAUAACUGUUAAAGCAUUCACUUCUCUAUGGAAGAAUGCAUAUUGGUGUCAGUUACUUUGUACAGUUGUACCUAGAUAUUUUUUAUGAUUUUUUUCAUGUGCCGGUAUCAAGGUUUUGAAGUUUUAGUAAAAAGAAAUAUUCUGUAGAUUACAUUCCCAAGAACAUAAUGCUUACACAAAUGUAUAUCCCACGUUUUAAAGCUAAUUGUAUUUUACUUUACAUAUACACUUCAGUUAACAUAGAGCACUUAGAAACUAUUUGAUAUUUUUGAUUUCUCAAAGUUAAAAAAAUAGAUUUAUAGGUUUGAUAUGGUUGUGUCAUAAUCAUCUCAUAAUUGACAAAUAUAAUUUUUGGCAAUAAAAGAUAAUUGGGUAUCUUUGGAACUGUAAAACCUGGCUAAUCCUCUUUUUAGAAUAUUGAUAGAUUGGAUAAUUAAACAGUAUCCAGAGAAACUAAAGAACCGGGCAUUUUAAUUGCUUAUUUUAUCUUGCGUUACUUUUUAAUGAACACUGCUCAUGGCAAUUUUACAAACCAAAAGUGUUUACUAAUUCUAGUAACUGCAAUUUCUUUUUCAGCUAGAUGAGUGAUCGGAGACUUUUUGUUGCAUUUCAAAAUCUAAAUAAACUACAGACUUUAUCCUUAUAUCAUGAAUGUUUUUUUUUUUUAAUACCUUGUCUUAAAAUAAUACAGCAUGGUACAAUAAAUAGUGCUUUUAUAUGUACAUGUAUAUAUAUACUUUUCUGAAGAAUGAUGGUUUGAGUUACACAUUGGAGAGUUUUGAUUCUUAGAAAUUAUUAGUUGUUUAAUUACUGAUUUUAUUCUCUUAAAUUUGUUUCAAUUAUUUGGUUUUUUAUUUUUGGAUUUCCACCAUCUUAUGUCACAGUGCAUAGACCCAUACAGCAUCAGUGAUACCCUAAAAUUAAUACUCUUGGUAGAUGAAACCUGAUUGUUGUUGAUUUUCUUUUUAAUUUUCAUGUGACCUUAUAGACUUGCAGUCCUUGUUUCCAUAUAGAGUGUUAUGAGUUUAAAUUAUUUUUGUCUUUUAUUUAAUAUUAUCCCAAGGCUUUUCUCAUAAAGAAAGGGAACAAAGAAAUAGUCAUCUUUAACAUCUUUCACAUUUAUUUUGAAUAUAUUGGUAUUUUAUGAUAAGGGAUAUAACUAAUGUUUAUUAUGGUUUCCUCUACACUUGGUUAUUAAGCUUUGCUUGAAGAUUAAUUUUUCCAUUUGUUGGCUUUGCUGCCAAAAUUUUCAAGUUUUUUUUUUUUUUUUUUUACUUCUUUAGAUAUUUGAAGUUCUGCCAUUAUUGACUCUUCAGAAUGAUGUGUCUUGUGUUGUACAUCACAGUUGCAAACAUCACAAUUGCAAGAAGGCUUAAACUCAGAUGAGAGGGCAAAUAGAGCUGUGCUCACCUUCAGUAGGCAUCUAUAUUUUCCUCGUUCUGCUUUUGAUGGUAGUCAGCUUGUGUGUCUGACUUAAUUUUGUUUUGAUUCUGAUCAAGAGUUUUAUUCCUUUGAAAACUUGAUGUCCUUUUUGAUGUACAAUAAGCCCAUUGUUCAUUUGAACAUCACCAGCACAGGUCUUAGAAUGUGACUCAACUGCAUGGCAGUUAGAAAUUUUUAAGAAAGCAGCAUUGAAAAGGCAGUGAUGCAUGCAGAACUUCAGGUGUUUUGUUCUGUCUUCAGCACACUUCUUUAAAUCUACUUAAUGGCAGACUUUUCUACCGCGUUAGAAGCAUUUUUCAAAUAAAUGCUACUUCAGCCUGACUUUAUUGAUUUACCAUUUAAAUAAAGUUAUCAUUCUUACUGUGAAAUUCUAAAUGCCUACCAGAGUUACCUUAUAUUAUCAUCAUAUGAUAAACGUCUCGAGACUUUGGGUUUCCCCCACUUGGUUCAGAAAGUUAUUUAGUUUCUAUUUGGGCAUUAGUAGAAAAAGCUAGUGGCCUCUGUGCUCCUUCAGAUUGGAAUAUUGAGGCUGAGAUCCUGGUCCUUGUGUCUCUCAGUGAACAAAUGUUCUAUAGAAAUGUGCUCUUGUAUCCUUGACUUCCUGUCAGUGUGAGUGAGACGAGGACCUACUCUCGUUGUUGAAAGAUUAUCUUGUGAACAGAUUCUAAAUGGUUUUGUGUGUGUUUGUUUGUUUGUUUUCUCAAUUGUACGUGUUUUAUUUGUUUCGGGACACUUAAGUGGCUUUUAAGUUUAGUUGAUCUAUUUACAUAUAUUCUCCUUAAUACCAUACAACUCCAUUCUUUCAUCUCUCCAUAGGACUGUCAGUGGUUCGUAAUUUUUCUUUUUUGAGAGGCAGACGACGCCUUGCACUCAGGGUAGAGUUCAUUUCCACAGGUGAGAGAAAUCGGCAAAGUGCCAAGUAGGCUACAUUUCCUGUUUCUUUUUUUCCUUGUUCCUGCCACUUCUAUCAUUUCAUUAAUUCGGGUUUUUAAAGGGCUGUUUUAAAAAAAAAAAAAAGCCGGGAAACUUCAAAAGUAGGCAUUACUAUAGUACUGCAUUUUUUAGGAUCUUUUAAGUAGAACUUGUUCUUCACAGUAUAGUUACUUGAAGCACUAUUAUAAUCAUUGAGAAACUUCUUGACUCUACAAUUUAAUUUAGCCUUUUUUCUGUUUCAAAUUAUUUUUAUUUCAGGGAAAUAAUUUCCAGUUGUUUUUUGCUAUAUUCUGCAAAUAAAAAACACGUUACCUUUUUUUUUUCCAUUUCGGUAGGAAACAAACUAAAGCAGACAAACGUUUCUUGUUCUGUUUGUUGCUUUCUUUAAUCCAAUGGAUAAAGUAAAACCCUGUAAACAUUAUUUUAUUUUUUUAUGCAAUACCAUGCUGUAAAUAUGGUUCAUCAAAUAGGAUGUACCUAUGAUUGAAUCUUUAAUUCUGCACAGUUAGAGUUUAUAUAUAAACGUGUCUUGACAAUCAAGGACUUUUAUGUGAGUCUUCCUUUAUGAUGUUUAUUAAUGUUAUGCAUUCCAUUUGUUUUGAAGUGAGUACCAAUGUGCUAAUUUGUAUUUGAAAGUAUGUAAUGUUUUUACAGCUUGUUUUUAAGAACCUGUAAAUAUGUACAAACAGAUCACAGUACUGCUUUAUGUUAGGAGGCAUAUGAUGAUGUACUGUAUGUAAGCAAUAAUACAUAGCAGUGCUCACUGUACAAGUAGCAUCAGGAAAGUUCUAAAAGCAUUUCAGAGUUAUUCAUCAUCUUUUUCAUUCAAUAAUGAUGAUCUUGAAUCGGUUUUUAUAAGCAAAUUCCAUUGUUCCUCCUUUUGGAACGUAACACUGUUUACACAGCAUGAUUGAAGUCCAGGGGAGACAGGCCCCAUCUGCCCGCCCCUGCUCGCUCUCUCUCGCGCUCGCUCUCUCGCUCUCUCUCUCUCUUUCUCUCUCUCUCUCUCUCCUCUCUUCUCUCUUCUCUCUCUCUCUCUUCUCUCUCUCUCUCUCUCUCUCUCCUCUCUCCUCUCUUCUCUCUCUCUCUCUCUCCUCUCUCUUUCUCCUCUCUCCUCUCUCGGGGUGAAUGGCCUUACCGCUCCUCUGCGAGGGGCCGCAGACCCAGUGCCCGUCACACUGAAGGAAGGGGGUGUGUUUUGUCUUUUAUGGUUUUUGUUGUUUGGUUCUUUGGUUUUGUUUAGUUUUUCCCCUGCUUCUGUACUGCUACCUAACUUUGGUUUGUUUUGGAUUUAAUAUUUGUUUCUGAUUUAGAUUUGAGCCCAUAAGUUCUGAGGUGACUUCAGCUCUAUUGUGAAAUAUAGUUCUCUUCAGAUUUCAUAGCUGCAAUUCAGUAAUUCUGAACUUUCUACUUUGAUUUUUAGAUACUUAUUUUUCAAGCUUGAUUCUCAGCAGAGCAGAUGAAUUUAUUCAACUUCAAUAUAAAGAAAGACAAACCUAUUGUAGUUUGAAUUGAGUAGCUAUUAUACUGUACAGAACAGCUCACUAUUUGAACACACACAUCACUGCUUUAGAUGUAAAACCGCCAAUUUAUAAAUGUAUAUGACCUACAUUUUAUAGGAGAAAUGUUUUUAAAUGCUAGUCAUUUAUAUAAUGUGCUUUGAAGGAUUUGCUAGUCCACUUCUGUCACUUUUUAGUACACUGGUACCUUUUAUAUGUAAUGUAUGCUUUUUAUUACUGUAGCAAAGCAUUUCAGUGGAAAGAAUUUUGCAACAAUAUGGGGAAAUUUUUUCAUUGUUGGAUUUGAAUUAUACUGAAUUUUAUCUGUGUAGUCGUGUCUUUAUUUUAAUGCUGUCUGGAAGGGAACUUGGUAUCCAAAUAAAGCAGGUAACCUCAUUUUACUUCAAGGGCA